AUGGGGAUAGCGGAAAAUUUGCAGAUUAGGGUAGGUCAUAUGAUAUUUUUGGUCGAUUUUGUUGUUCUUGAAAUGGAGGCGGAUGUUAAUGUGCCUAUAAUUCUUGGUCGACUGAUUGAUGUUAUUGAAGAGGAAGGUGCUUUGGAAAAGGAGCUCAUGGAUUUCUUGGAUAUGGAAGAAGGUGAGGCAUUGCUAGCUUGCAGUGAAGAAGAACAAGAAUUGAUUGGUGAGAUGGUGCAAGAGAUCAUGGCAUUAAGUGUUGAUGAAAUGCCUCCGGAAGAUGAAACUUUUGAGGAGAUCCCCACUAGUGAUAGCACACGGGUGCUAACCUCAGUAGAAAAUCCUCCUACCGAUUUGGAACUCAAACCGCUUCCAGACCAUCUUGAGUAUAUAUAUUUGGAAGAAUUUUGCAAGCACACUAUAAACUUUCUUGAUAAUGUUAUUAAGUUACUUGACGCGGGAAUCAUAUUCCUAAUUUCGGAUAGUUCAUGGGACAUGAUUGAAACUUCGAUGGAAGUUUUCAUGGAUGACUUUUCUAUAUUUGGUAGUUCUUUUGAAAACUGUCUUGUGAGUCUUGAUAAAAUGCUUGAAAGAUGUGAAAUGGCACAUUUGGUCUUCAAUUGGGAAAAAUGUCACUUUAUGGUGAAAGAAGGGAUAGUUUUGGGACAUAAGGUUUCUAAAGCGGUUCUAGAGGUUGAUAAAGCGAAAAUUGAUGUAAUAACAAAAUUACCUCCACCCACAAAUGUCAAGUCAAUUAGAAGCUUUUUUGGUCAUGCCGGUUUUUAUCGUUGGUUUAUAAAAGAUUUUUUCAAAAUCACCCGGCCAAUGACCAAGUUGUUGGAGAAAGAUGUCCUGUUUGUUUUUGAUAAAGAGUGUCGACUUGCAUUCAACUUGCUUAAGGAAAAUUUGACCAAUGCACCUAUUAUGACUCAACCUAAUUGGACACUACCAUUUGAGUUGAUAUGUGAUGCUAGCAAUUUUGCCUUAGGGGCCGUUUUAGGCCAACGGAAAGAUAAACAUUUCCGCCUCAUUUCUUAUGCUAGCAAGACUUUGAAUCUGGCCCAACAAAAUUAUACCGUGACUGAAAAAGAGUUGUUGGUCGUAGUGUAUGCUUUUGAUAAAUUUCGUCCCUACUUGGUCCUUAACAAGACUAUUGUUUACACAGAUCAUUGUGCCUUAAGGUACUUGUUCUUGAAACAAGAUGCCAAGCCCCGUCUUAUCCGUUGGGUUGAAGUAGAGGAAGAGCAUUGUUUUGCCGAUAUUGCUAACUAUCUUAGUGUAUGUGAAGUUUUCGAUGUGUGGGGUAUAGAUUUCAUGGGAUCUUUUCUCCCAUCGAAUAAGAAUUUGUAUAUCCAUGUUGUUGUUGAUUAUGUUUCUAAGUGGGCCGAGGCUAAAGCCUUGCCAACGAAUGAUGCACAUGUUGUCAUUCACUUUUUGAAACAGCUUUUCUGUAGGUUUGGUGUGCCCAAGGCCUUAAUAAGUGACCGCGGAAGCCAUUUUGCGAAUCACGAACUCGCUAAGGUGCUUAAGAGGACCGCCUAUAAGACACCGAUUGGGACUACCCCAUUCCGGUUGUUGUAUGGCAAGACUUGUCAUCUUCCUAUUGAAAUUGAGCAUAAAGUCUUUUGGGCACUCAAGAAUUGUAAUAUGGAUCUAGUUAAGGCCGGUGAAUUGAGAUCGUUUCAAUUAAAUGAACUAGAUGAACUUAGGUUGAAUGCUUCUGAUAACUCUAGACUUUACAAGGAACGAACUAAAGUGUGGUAUGACCGUAGGCUUAGAAAGAAAGAUUUUAAAGAAGGUGAUAAAGUUUUGUUUUUCCUUUCCAAGUAUAAGUUCAAGCAACCCAAGUUGACAUCUAGGUGGACUGGCCCUUUUGUGAUCAAGCAUGUUUCCGUGAUCAUGGUUGUAACAUCCUGA
Erigeron canadensis is the source of this 1917-nucleotide messenger RNA. RefSeq lists its product as uncharacterized. Lineage: Eukaryota; Viridiplantae; Streptophyta; Magnoliopsida; Asterales; Asteraceae. Gene Ontology annotation, molecular function: nucleic acid binding. The coding region runs from base 1 to 1917 and encodes 638 amino acids. The record is from RefSeq and is a predicted model, not a curated record. Gene Ontology annotation, biological process: DNA integration. The transcript has 7 exons.